Messenger RNA from Cheilinus undulatus (humphead wrasse), 7435 nucleotides. It is a transcript of the gene hdac7a, whose product is annotated as histone deacetylase 7a. Gene Ontology annotation, biological process: chromatin organization; negative regulation of transcription by RNA polymerase II. The record is from RefSeq and is a predicted model, not a curated record. Gene Ontology annotation, cellular component: histone deacetylase complex. The coding region runs from base 342 to 3245 and encodes 967 amino acids. Gene Ontology annotation, molecular function: histone deacetylase activity. The transcript is spliced from 26 exons. NCBI's taxonomy places the organism in Eukaryota, Metazoa, Chordata, Actinopteri, Labriformes, Labridae.
ACUUUUCUUCUCUGCAACUUGGUCUCCGAUAAGUCGCUUUUUCUUUUUCUCCUCCUCUGUACUUUGUGCUGACAACACCAGCGGAGCUUUCAAACAUCACCUCCCGGCAGCUUUUGUCGCUGUCUCUCGGAUGCUUGAGGACUUUAUUUUAGCAGGAUCAUCUUCUGAUGUUUUGAUUCAGAUUCGCUCAGGGAGGCUGAAAAGUGGUACCGGAGUCUGUUUUACAAGAUGGAGUCAGCAGCUCAGUUAACAUCCUAAAGACAAACCGAGAGGACAACAUUCUUCAUUCAGUAGCAGACUCCCCUGUGGUGGUGCCGUUGUUGAACACGGCUUUGUUACCCAUGGACCUCAGGGUGGGAGAGCGGGGGAUGCGCCCUUGUUCGGACACGGCGCUCCUUACCCCGCUGCACCCGCCUUUGCUCCUUACUCCGUUCUCCCCUCAGCCCCGCACCUCCUUCUCCCAGCAACAGCUGCACCAGCACAUCCGGUAUAAUAUGGAGCAGAGGAGGCGAGAGCAGGAGCACCACGAGAAGCAGGAGCUGCAGCAGCUAAAGCACAAAGAGAAGAGUCAGCAGAGUGCAGUAGCCAGCUCUCUGGUGAAACAGAAACUCCAGGAGGUGAUCCUUAAGAAGCAGAAACAGGCGGCGCUGGAGAGAACAAACUCCAACACGCUGGCUGCUCCUUCUGUAGCUUACAGGAAGCUGGGCCCAGACCCGAGUUUAUCGUCCCAGCCUCUCGUCACGUCUCCGACACAGCCUCCGUCCUCUGAGGGUUCAGAGGGGACACCGCUACGCAGAGCAGCAUCUGAGCCUAAUCUGAAGGUUAGAAACAAGCUGAAGAAACACCUGAACACCAGAAAGAGCCCGCUGACCCGCAAAGAGAGCGCCCCGCCUACUGUCAAACACAGAGUACCUGACACACUGGACUCGUCUCCCAGCAGCAGCAGCACUCCGGUUUCUGGCUGUAGCUCUCCUAAUGACAGUCUGCCCAAUGAGAACGGACUGCUGCCAUCUGCAGGCGGACUCUCACAUGAGGCACAGAAGCUGUUGCUCCGAGACGGCACUCUGGCAAACUUCACCGUCCAGAGUCACUCGACUCUGCCCACCAUCACACUGGGACUACCAGCCAACGCCAGGGCUGAAGGAGACCUGUCCUCUCUGAAGGUCGGGCGGGUGCCGGUGGUCACCGCCGGGUCCUCACCGGUCUUCCUCCCCCUGAGCAGAAAGGAUCAGACAGGGCAGCUGAACCCUCAUCUUCCUGUCAUCAUCCUGGAGCCCUCUGGACUUGUGCACACUCCACUGCUAACUGUUCCAGGCUUAGACCCCGUCCCGCUCCAGUUCACCCCACAGUUAGACCACCUCUCUCCAGGAGGCCCUCAGCACCACAAACCUCUGAGCCGAACACGCUCGGAGCCCCUCCCACAGAGCCCUGGGGCCCUUCACACGCAUCUCCUUCAACAACAGCACAACACGCAACUACUGGAGAGGCUCAAACAGCAAACUCACCUGGGAAAGCUGAUGUCUAAGUCCAGUGAGAAGCCCAGGCUGCAUCAGAUCCCCUCAGAGGACAUGGACUCAGAAGACGGUGGCGGCACGUCGCCCACAGAGCCCACCUAUCAGAGCAGAGCAAGGGCAGAGUCCCUGAGGGAGGCGGGGCCAACGGCAUCCAAGAGCCAUGAGGAGCAAAUGAACCUACAGCAUGCACUCAUACUCAACCAGUCACUGCUGUGGGAGCAGCAGAAGCAACUCCAGCAGCUGCAUCGACAAAUGGAAACCCUGGCAGUACCCAUACUACGAGGCGGUGGCGGUGGCGGUGGCGUUGGCAGUGGUUUGGGUGUCCAUCGUCCUCUUUCACGCACACAGUCAUCUCCAGCCUCCACCUCUCUCACCCUGCCUGAGAAGCCUCUGAGCCUGACAGCACAGGAUGCAGGCAGCAAACCACGCUUCACCACUGGCCUGGUCUAUGACUCUCAGAUGCUGAAGCACCAGUGCACAUGUGGAGACAACAGCAGUCACCCAGAGCAUGCUGGGAGGAUACAGAGCAUCUGGUCCCGACUACAGGAGAGAGGCCUGAGGGGACAGUGUGAGAGUAUUCGGGGUCGUAAAGCCACUCUGGAGGAGCUACAGUCGGUCCACACAGAGCGCCACGUACUGCUCUACGGCACCAACCCACUCAACAGACUCAAACUGGAUAAUCGCAAAUUGGCAGGAAUCCUCUCUCAAAGGAUGUUCGUCAUGUUACCAUGCGGGGGUGUAGGGGUUGAUAAUGACACAACUUGGAAUGAGUCUCACACCUCUACAGCAUCACGCAUGGCAGCAGGCAGCGUCGUUGAGCUCGCCUUCAGAGUGGCUAAACGGGAGCUAAAGAACGGCUUUGCUGUGGUCAGACCGCCGGGGCAUCACGCAGACCCCUCUAAUCCGAUGGGUUUCUGUUACUUCAACUCUGUGGCCAUCGCUGCCAAGCAGCUCCAACACAAGCUCAGCGUCAGCAAGAUCCUCAUCGUUGACUGGGAUGUUCACCAUGGUAAUGGCACCCAGGAAGUGUUCUACAGUGACCCCAGCGUUCUCUACAUCUCACUUCAUCGCUAUGAUGAUGGAAACUUCUUCCCUGGGAGCGGCUCUCCAGCUGAGGUCGGUUCUGGAGCAGGGGAGGGCUUCAAUGUGAACGUGGCGUGGACUGGAGGACUGGAUCCACCCAUGGGAGAUGCUGAGUACAUUGCUGCAUUCAGGUCUGUGGUGAUGCCCAUCGCUCAGGAGUUCUCUCCAGAUGUCGUUCUGGUGUCAGCCGGGUUCGACGCUGCAGAAGGAAACCCUGCUCCUCUGGGAGGGUACAAGGUCUCUGGCAAAUGUUUUGGUUUUCUGACCCGUCAGCUGAUGUCUCUGGCUGGAGGUCGUCUGGUUUUGGCCCUCGAAGGAGGUCAUGACCUCACAGCGAUCUGUGACGCGUCAGAGGCCUGUGUCAGCGCGCUCCUGGGCUUACAGGACCCACUGGCAGAAGAAGUCUUACUCCAGAAGCCCAAUGCUAAUGCAGUCCGCUCUCUGCAGACCGUCAUACAAAUUCAGAGUCAGUACUGGCAGAGUGUGAAGACUUCCAGUGGAUCCGUGGGUCUGUCGUACCUUGCUGCUCAGAGGAGAGACUGUGAGGAGACGGAUGCUGUCAAUGCUUUGGCCUCGCUGUCUGUUGGAGUUCUAACCAACAAGAGCCUUCCUGACGAGCCGAUGGAGCACGACAGCGACUCCAUGUAGACGACCAAAGCGACCAAUCACCUUCAGGAUUCGGGCCCCACCUGUAUUCUUCUGACCAGGAUGGGGGAUGUUUUUAUGAUGCCACUGAGCCCCACCCAUCUGCCUUAUUCCUACUCAUCCACACUCCUGAACUCAAUGCUGAACCUCGACAGACCGGCUGUACGAGCACCUCAACGCUGGUGACCACUCCGCUGAAGCCAGCAGCACUACCUGCAACUGGGAAACCUUCAGAAACCUCACCAAAGAGCAAUACAAGAUGACUUUUGAAAGACGUUUUCAUAUCUUCUGACUGACGGUGGAUUUUUGUGUUUUUAAGAAGCACCAAACCUUUGAGCUACGGACAGAAAGCACUAUGUACCAGCAGCUGUUUCUUUGCCUUAAAAAUGCCUUAAUGUCAAAAUCAGCCUCUGGUUUCUGACGAUGGAGACUUUGGAUUAUAAAUUCCUUUCUUUUCUGCCACUUUGCAAAUGAAAAUGCAGACCAAACAAGAUGCAAAAGGCUGACGGAGACGGAUCCUGUAAUAUCAGGAGAAAUAAAAUAACCCUGAUGGACACGAUGCAAAAAUCAAGACGACGACGCAGCCACAUCUUAAAUCCCCAAAAGACACAGAGAUUGUCUUUUUCAAUGAUGUCAUUACUCAUAGUUUAACCACUAAAAGAAGAUGACAAAGAACUCGAAGGAACGAGAGGAAAUGAAGACACAAAAGGACAACUGUGGUUUGGAAAAAACAAAGAAGAGGCGUUUAUCUUCGUUGUUUUAUUGCACUGUUCAUUCCAUAAUGUGAACCAUGAGAAAUUCCAAAGCUCUGGGAAAAAAAAAACACAUAACUCUGUAGGUUAUUUAAUAGUUUUGGAUAAAGUUAUAUCAUCUGAGAUGUCUUAUGAAGCCUCUGACUCAACUCAAAGGCAGAGAUACUGUAGAGUUGUUUUCUUAUGAAGUUAAUCUGUAGGCAGGAUACGGUUAUUCUGCUGCUCAGUGUCUUAAAAACAGUCAUUCUUACACUCAUACAAAGCAACGACAAACUGUGUAUGCACCACUAGUAUUGAUUACUGUAUAUUCCUGUUCAUAUUGGAGACUAAAGGAGUGUUCAUUCUGCCGCAGCACCACUGAGGACCAUUGUAUUGUUUUAUAGUAGCAAUAAUGUUAAUGCACUUAACGACGACACCCAAAGACGAUGCCUUAAAGCAGCCUGCACUCCCCAUGAGACUGUACAGAGGCAACACGAGGGACCAGCAUGGACACUGCUCUCACAGUGACUCAACUCUUAAAGAACCUGUGGAUUCUCCUGAACAUCAUAUAUGCAGAUUUUUGUAUCCUGUUUGUUUAGAGUACAAAGACCUGGCCUGGUUUGAAUGUUUUCUUCGUUAUCUAAUUAAUCUGUUUAUGAGUUUGAGGAUUCAUCAGUCUAAUUAAGUGAAACUGAAGUAUUGUGUUCUGUUUGAGGUAAACUUGAGGCUCUUUUCUGCAUCUCUCCUUAGCAGCAGCUCCUCAAAAGGAUGUUAUCAAAGCUAAUUCAUGCUUGGAAUAGGGAUGUUUGAGAUGUAGAAAAAACAAUUUACUAAUAUUCUUUAAUUUGGAUGGCAUCAGAUUUUAGCAAUUUUUUUCCUAUCUAGUUGCAAGAGUCUUGAUUUUCUUCUGCAGUUAUUUUAUCACCCCUAUAAUUUGUAUUUGGUGAUAUACUGUAUAUACAAUUCUUUCAACAUGACAUGCAGAGAUUUAUGAGGAAAGAAAAUUCUUAUUUGGCUGGCCACACUCCACAUGAUUUUCAAAUUUUAAACCAUUUAAUAAACGUGGGACACCACAGACAGGGCAGUUUAAACAGUUUUCAUCCUUUAGUUCUUUGAGCCUACACCUGAAAUGAUUUGGCCAGACCAUGAGACCACACACCUGCGGUCUGGAUCUCAAAGUGAGGAUUCCCUACACAAGAGAUCUCACAGAAACUUGCGUGAUAAAACGUGACUUCUAAAGAAAAACAAACAUGGAGGACAACUGAAAUCCUUGACUGGUUGUCCUAGAUUGCAUUAAGCCCAAAACACGAUGGCCCCAUGAUGUUGCAUGGUGCCUGAAGUGCCACCCUAAGCACACACCGGCUGCAGUCCCCAACUCCCCAUAAGCCACUGCUGGGCCAGGCUUAUGAUACCAGCAGCAAGAGCCCACUUGGGGCCUGCCUUACUUGUUAAAUUAAAAAAAAAAGAUCAGAGAAGUGGACCUUAGACGAAUGGAAGAUGGCGCUAAAUUUCUUCUUCUGUUCUCUCAAAGAGAGCUGCAACUUUGCAGCUGAGAUGUACAAAUCAGCUGGACUUAGGAAAAUACUCUGCUGGGAAUAAAGCAGUGGUAUAAAGUGCUGAUGGAUGCGUCUGGCCACUGCCAGUGUCUUUUGUUUUCUUAUGUAGAAAGUACUGGAUACAAUUAUUUGGACUUCUGUCAGACAGUACUGGUGUGUUUUGGGCUUUACAGUUGCAUCAAAAAUUAAAAAACAAGAAAAAGUCUUUAGUGAAAUCCAUGCUGAGAUGAAGGUAUGGUUGUGUUCACAUUUGCGAGCUGUAAAAGUUACUAGCAUCUGGUUGGUGAUGCGACUUUAUCAUGUUGCUUUUACGGAUGGUUGUGGGUGUCAAUCAGGGGCAAUCCAACUAAGAGUUGAAAGUAUUUACAUAUUUUUAUUUGUAUUUGGUCACAUUAUGGUCUGAUGAACCUUGUGUCAGAGCAGGCAAAUCUGGCAUAAAGUCCGGCCUUUAAGUCUUGUAGUGUUUAGUGUGUGGAGUCGACUCAUUUGUAAGUCAUGCCACCCUCAGUCAGACUGUACAUUAUUUGGCAUGAAGUGUGCAUGGAACAGCUGCACUCGACUGGUCAGGUGGACUUCUGACAUGUUUUAUGUUUUGGUCUUAAUGACUGCACACACUCCCACAAUGAAAGCAGAGCCACGAGCAGAAUCCUCAACUUUGGAGUAUUUUUUCCUCUCUAAAUUGUCGGACAAUGUCUUAAAUCACCACAACAACAGCAGGAAUGAUUUUCUAAUUUUCUUUUUCUAAUGUGUUUUGGAGAACCUCUGUGGAAUUGUUACAACAAAAAGCAGGUGUUUGCUCUUUGCAGUCUGGCCAAAUCAUCCAGCGUGUACGUUCAGAGAAUUAUAACAUGAAAAAUCACCUAAAACUCUCCUUUUAUCUGUGGCCUACCAAAUUUUUUUAAAACUGGUUAAGGCUUAGACACAUGUACUGUGUUGUCAGCCUUUGUCAGGAGGUUGUAUUAUAGUCAUAUUAAGCUGAGAAAGUCAAUUUUCAUGCAAAAAUACUCUGUUCUAUCAAGGCGUUAUUGGCCAAACUAACAUCUCCUGAGCUUGUGUUUAGAUGCAGCUUCAUAAACCUGUAAAAAACGAUUCAACCAGCUAAAGAAAGUUCUGUAAGCCUGGCAUCUGAAUAGGAAAUACUCAAUAGGAUACUCUUUAGUAUUGUAUGUCAGACUCUGGGCAUGUUCUGCCCAUCAGAAGGCCUUACAGCUUAAAUCAAACAUCCCAGUAGGCAUUAUUUAGAAGAAGCUGCAUGGAGGACGAUUGCUGCUCUGUGAUUGGUGCGCCUGAGAAGUGUGUCAUUAGUUUAGUGUUUGUUUAUAGUGUUAUAAACAAUAUGCUGAGUCUGUUACACAGCGUGCCCAGCUGGUGCAUGUGGUGUCUAUGAAGUAACCGUAGUGUGACGUAUCUUCAGUGUUUGUGAGCGAGAGGGAGUCCGCAUCAUGUGUUAAAAGAAUCGCUGCGUCUGUGUUUGUCUGUGUUAAAUACUGUAAAUGACCUCUCUGUAUUAUAUCCCUGUAGCGGUUUGAUUCUGUGUCUUACACAGAGGCCAGUCUCGCCUCAACUCUUAAUUCCUUUUAUUACUGAUGUCAUUUGUACCUUUUUCUUCUUAAAGAAAAAAAAAACACUGUAAAUAGAAACUUAAAGACCAAAAUACACAAAGCACACGGCGGUGCCUUAAUGCAUUCAGUAGUCUGUUUGUGUAUUGGUAACUCUUAACUAACUGGACUUACAGUAUCUCUGUAUCUAUAAACAUUGACUUUGAAAUCUUUGUUUCAUGCUAUUCUUUAUCAUUUACCUUUAUAUGUGUUAUUUCUCUACACAUUUCCUCCAUGUGUAUGUAUAGAAAGAUUGUCUAUUUUGUACUUUGUAUUUUUGUCUUUUCCUCUUGAUUAAAAAAAGUUAU